Messenger RNA from Haliotis rufescens (red abalone), 3457 nucleotides. Its product is annotated as sporozoite surface protein 2-like. The transcript is spliced from 11 exons. Lineage: Eukaryota; Metazoa; Mollusca; Gastropoda; Lepetellida; Haliotidae. The record is from RefSeq and is a predicted model, not a curated record. The coding region runs from base 189 to 1481 and encodes 430 amino acids.
UAGAAAUGCCUAGCUGUAGCUCGAGUGACCAAGUGGCCAUGGAAGAAGUCUGUUUCUGAAAGUUGUGCGGAAAUGGUUUAUAGAUCAAGAGAGGCGGAUUGCGAGCCAUGAUGUGACAGACUUAAUGCUGUAGGAUAGCAACGGAGCCGAAACUUACACCGUCCGAAAGCAAAUCUUCUCGUAGUCCAAUGGCCGGAGAAAGCAGCGGCGGUGACAGCAGUCAGCAGAACGCUAUCGACCGCCUGUCCGUGGUGUUCGACAGAAUCUACGGCUCGGAGUAUCGAGCUGCCAGACGUCUCAUCCACAAGCGACUGCGCCAAAAGGAUAUGGGUUCGCCAGGGAAGAAGCCCCCUGCACAACGAGACAACAGCCUCUAUCUACGAAUCAUGGCGUUUAGACAUAAAGAAUCGCCUGGGACAUCUCCACAGCCUUCUGGAGACGCGACACCACCCAGGUCACAGCAGUCAAACAGGCCAUCGAAUUCCAGGAGGCCGAGCAAUUCCAACAGUACACCACAACGACAAUCCCCACAAGCCAACAAAACACCACAAAGAACCCCACCCCAGUCUAACAGGAACAAAACCCCGUACGAUCGUGGCGGCAGCAAGUCGUCCUUUGAAAGCGUUGACCUGCCCCCAUUUGAUGACGAUGAUCAGGAGAAUAAGAAUCCUACCCCGAAGCCGACUAAGCUUGAUCAUGCUCACAGUUCAAGACCAGGAAGUUCCCAGAACAGAAUUUAUCGUAAACAAGCGGAGGCAACCAAGGCUGAGGAUCCCACAACAGCCCGAGAUGUGUAUGUAGAGAUGGGAGACGAGGAACGGGACAGUCCGAAGAGGAUGUCCAGGAAUCAGUCACGGCAGGAUGACUUGCCACCUGUAAGAGAGGCAACUCCUCGGAGAGCAGAUCGCCCCUUGUCACGAGCAGCCUCAGAUCUCAACAAACAUUCCGUGGUUCCUCCCAUUAACAAAGAGGAUGACAGCAGAAACAGUAGAAACAGCAGACAUAGUACACCAGACCAAAGACAGUCCAGUAGACCUCCGAGUAAUCAAAACAGGACACCUAGUCGAAAUAAUACACCAUCAUCUGACGAUGCUCGAGCAACGAUUCUUUCUCCAAGAAAUCAGCCCAAACCAAAUACACCUCCUCGGAUGGAAGCCGCAGUACCUUCUUCAAGCAACGCUGAUGACCAACCCAUAGAGCGGGCAGGCCCAAGCAAUGUACAUUCAUCAAGACCCGAUGACAACCCAACAGACGAUUAUGACGAUGAUGAUGACUCUCCUGAGCCGGACAUUCCUGCACGAACACCAAAGGUGAGGGAAGAAGAUGGUCGUAUAGCUGCCUUGGAAAAACUUGCGGAUUAUAACUUGAAGACUUUGGCUGGGCAGGACGCGGGCGAGGCACCUGAGAUUGACGAUAAGAUCAUGAAUGAAGUGUUUAGUCCGGAGUUCCAAAAGGAUCUUGACAACUUCUUGAAAUCAUGAUUUUGAUAUUGAUUUUGAUGCCCAAGGUUGCAUGUUGCGAAAGGUUCCAGAGCUCCAAAAAGAGCUUCAUCACUUCUUAAAUCAUGAUCAUGGUUUGAUCUUGGUGCCGAAGGGAGGAUGUGACACACAUUUGCUGGGACAAAUUUGGGAGUUCCUGUUUUUUGUAAUCAGUACACUAUGUCAGUUGUACUAAAACAGCACUUACAUCUUAGAACAUGUGUAGGAGUGUGCAUGUUUGUGAUGCAGUCAUUCCUGAAGUCAUACCUUUUAAACAGGGGGCAACCAUUUUGAUAGAUCAUCAACAUCAGAGUCACCAUGGUAUUUGUCUAACCACUCUUGUGAUCAGUGAUUUGUAUCAUAUAAAACAUGUCCAAAUUGUGAAGGUUUUCUUGAAAAGUAUUCCCAAGGUGACCUGUAUUUUUCUAUAACGAAAUGCAUAUGUGUAUGUACCUACGUAAUAUCGUUUACAUGUAGUUUUGGAAAGUAUCCCCUUCACGAUUAGAAAUCAAUUCGCCCUAUAGCCGGAAUAUUGCCGAUAUGACGUGUUAUUACAUUUACAAGAUAUAUCUUUUUUGUCGUGGCUUGGGAAAGGGUCACAUGAUCCUUAAAACACGGUAUUACCCCGAGACCCAGUUUCUUAGGUCCAUAAAACGUCAUAUUACCCUCAUGAAUAUUCAAUAUUUGAUAAAAACAAUUCUCUCAAUACAAAUUACAUUAUAACGAUCUUUUUAAUACGUUUUUCUUAUGCAUCAUUUUACGUUGUUAGUGCUCAUAAUAUGCAUAUUUUGUUACAACAUAAUUGUACAACUGGGGGAAAAUGAAGCGGGAAAAGCCAAUAACUGAUAAAAAAUAUUUCAACUAAACUCACUCCAGUGUAAGCUGCUUUCUUCAGAAACAGGGGAACUUGAUUCUUACAAACACGGAGAUUAGAUUGGCAAUUGACAUCCAUGUGCCCUGCGUUCUCACACUUUUCCCGUUCAAAGGUUUAUACCAUUUAUACUAAGGCUGCAUAAAAAAUGCUUCUUGGGCACAUUUUUCCUCGAAAGUGAGGAGGGCGGUAAGACUUUUUUAAUUUUUGUAUCGAAAACAACAGUGAUGCGAGAGGAACAUUUUUUAAUAUAUUUUUUACCCACCAAGAAUUCCAACAGAGAAACUGGGCAGACAUUGAACUCGGCCUUUUGACAGCAUGUCAGUUUCAAGCAUUUUGUUUUAUGGAUAACAGAGUGUGCUUCAUAUGAAAUUUGAAAACUUCUUAUUGGCAGUAGAGAAGAUUUAAUGUGACGCACUGAUGUUCGAGAAACAAUUUCCUUAUUUCAGCCUAAGCUAUAUACGCAUAUCCAUCGACUUUCCGUUGAAUAAUACAUGAAACGCAAUGUGCAGUUGAUGACGGCAUAUCAUAAUGUCAUCUAUUAUUACAUGAGGGUUAUAAAGGUCAUAUUAACAGCUAUCACUGAAAAAGCAGAUGUCGAUACCCGUACAAUAUCAGCUUUUGUUAUCAAAACUAAAAUAUAUAUUGAGUCUUGUGUAGCUGGCGUGACGAUACUAACGAUUUACCUGAUAUUUAAGCACAAUACUAUCUAUAAGGAGUAUUUCUUACAAUGUAAUUUUUGCAUUAAACUCCAAUCUAUUUCACAUUACGAUCACUCCUCCACCUUUGAAUAUAGGCCUAUAAAUAUGUUCACUGUUACGAGUGUUUUCCCAAGUGUUUAAAGGCUUUUGGCAACAACUCUCCCUUCAAACAUGUACCGAGUAACCACAAACCCCUUCCAAUGCAGUGUGUACUGUCUCGUUCGUUGUCCCAGUUGAUUGACCAGGUAAACACUGUGUGUGUUGUUUGUAACUAGACACUGUCCAGCCCAACACCAUUUGUCUGCUGAGUUUACAAGUACACGAAACGUGAUCCCAUUGUCUGUGAUAUUAAAAUUUCUGUAUUCAUAUUUUUGGAAAAUGAAUUUCAAUAAAAUAUGUUUCUUGCA